Messenger RNA from Hymenoscyphus albidus, 2593 nucleotides. The record is from the annotation of a GenBank genome assembly. Lineage: Eukaryota; Fungi; Ascomycota; Leotiomycetes; Helotiales; Helotiaceae.
AUGGGUUACCUAUUGGUCCAUGUGUUCCUUAGCCUUAUCUGGGGAAAGUUCUUCAAAAUUCACGUAGAAGCAGUGGUCUUAUCGAAGAGUAUGUAAAAGUCCACCCGUCUUCAGACAAAGCUAACAGCUAUUAGCAUUUUGGAACUCCACGAACUUCAACGCUAGUCCUCAAAAUUCUUGCUCAUCACAGUCUCACUGCACGGGUGUACCAUCGAAGAGUGUUCAAAUUUCUCAUACGACCCCCGCCCCCAGAACGACGCCCUCAGUUGUCCACUUGGAAGAUCUAACGGCUUUUAUUUUUGAAUCUCCCUGCCAAAUUGAUCAAGAAAAGAUAUUGACGCUCACAUGGCCGGAUCGCUACGUUACAGUCGCUACAGUCACUACCUUAGUUUCGAUUUUUAAAAAUACGACUGUUGUGGCCUCAUCUACUUAUGCGGAUGUUACAGCUAGCAUGGAGUUGUAUUCGAUUCUCGCCGCGCUACCUGCUAGGAAUUCUAGAACAAGUGUGCUGAAUGGCACGGUUUUCACAGAUCCUUACGGAGUUGUUUACCAAGUAAUUCCAAAACCUGUUCAUUUACUGCAGUUGGUGUGCUAAUUUUCGCAGUCGCCCACAGCUAUCACGGUAUAUGACAAGCUCAAAUACCUUCCUGCUCCAACACUCACAUCCGGCUGGUUGAAGUCAGAAUGGGAACAGCUGGGCGAGGUCUUUUCUGUUCUACCGUCCGGAUACUACUUCUCAGGUGGUGGAAGAGAUGUCAGAUCAUGGCUGGUUGAAAACCCUCCUGCACCCCUACCAACAUUCUGGUCCGCGCUUCCAGAUUGUGAUCAAUUUCUUGAAAACAGUGGCCCACAAGCAUAUCAGCACAUUGUAGAAUCUAUCACGGCAUAUGAGACAACGACUACAACGUUGAGUAGUGCACUCCCUACUCAAGCUCAAGUGAUACCUGCUGCGACUCCACCUUUACCGACCCCCAGGCCAACUCCACUUAUCAACACUCCGAAUCAACGAGCUUCUCCUGGAAGUGUCAAUAUCGCAGCCGAAGAGCCAUCGGGGCCGGAAGGAAGCCCGGGGGCGGAAAUUGAAACUCAAGAACCCAAGUUCGAACCUAUCUCGCCAAUCCCCAAAUCAACACUGGAUGAUUUGGCGAUUUCUUCAGAUCCGGUAGCAGGCUCGCUAAUCGUUGGAGGACAACCACUGCCUCCUGGAGAUUCCAUCAACCAGUCUGGUACCAUUGUGUCUCUCGACACGACGGGGACCACGCUUUUCGUAGAUGGUUCGCCACACCUGCAUCCUUCUAUCCAAACUCCACCCCCACUGGGACCCGAGAGAUCUUAUUUCACCAUCGGAACCUCCACGUAUUCGCAGAAUUCGGCAUCUGAAUAUGAAGUAGGUGGUCAGAAAUUGAGACCAGGGGACUCGGUGAUUAUCUCUGGGACAACUGUUUCGCUGGACUCGGUCGGUUCAUCGGUUUUUAUCAACAACACUCCCAUCCCAGUACUAAAGACGCCGCCUACCACUGCAAGACUACAGCUCGUCUUUGGAGGUUCUACUUAUUUUCAGAAUGGAGCAUCGAAUUUCGAGCUUGCGUCCCAAAUCUUGACACCCGGUGGUGUGGUUACAGUUUCCGGAACCACCUUGUCUUUGGAUCCAAAGGCUACUGAAGCAUUCAUCAACAAUAUCCCGUUCCCAUUAUAUCCGACGCCAAAUAUUGCAAAACCUCAGCUAGUCAUUGGAGAUUCUACAUACUUGCAGGAUGCAUCCUCAAAUUUCGUAAUAGCAUCUCAAACCUUACCACCCGGUGGCAUCAUCACAGCAUCUGGAACCACAAUUUCUCUCAAUCCAAAAGCCUCAGAGGUAUUCAUCAACAACACAUCAGUCACAAUAAGAAAACCAUCCGCUGGGCCCAGACCCCAGCUGAUCCUUGGAGCUUCAACCUAUCUCCAAAAUCCAAACUCAGCCUUCGAGGUCGCUUCGCAGACUUUGAAGCCAGGAGGCGUCAUCAUUGUCGCAGGAACCACGCUUUCCCUUGACCCAAAAGCUUCUGAGGUUGUGAUCAAUAAUAUACCGUCUACACUCCAAGCUCCGAGAAUCACAGCGCAGCCCUUGCCACCAUUGAGCACAGGGAUUUCUGCAACUGCUGCGAAGGCGACGUCUAAGGUAUCUACUGGAGCGAAUGUAAGGUAUGUAUGGAGAACAGGAAUCAUUCUUUCGGCGGGAUUGAUAUUUUGGAAUGUCUUUUGAAAGAUGGAAUUUUAUGAUUUUCUUGGCGAAAGGGACAGGGAGACUCGCUUAAAUAAAUGGAGGCUCCGGAACGCUUGCGGUAGACGGCGAUACAGCCGCGUAUAGCUCUCUAAUCAUGACUUACUUCAAAACAUAAAAGAACUUAAUCGUUUCAAGUGUUUUAAGAGAAUGUUCAAAGCAGUGGUCCAAAAGUCUUUACAUUAAUCACCUAAGAUGAGCAAAAGAAAAACGGAACAGAGAGGGCUUGGUUUACUUCUGCCUUCUCUGUAUACAUGAAAGACAAUACUAAUGAACGAGCCCACGAGUCAUUGGAAGCACGGAAUGCUACCAUUUAGGCCAUACUACAAAUAA